CAAAUAAACUGUCAAUUAUUUCAAAUUCUUCGGUCUCUGAAACGAAAUUGUGUGUUCCAUUCUCAUGUUUUCUGUUGAUCUUUUCAGCGUUUUAUUUGCAAUAUUUUAGCUCAGCUCGGUCAGUUAGCUCUAAGUAAAGUAGAAGCAUGAAAAAUUAAUAAUCUUUCGAUUAAAUACUUUUGUUAGACCUAUGUAACAGUAUUAAGUCAAAUAAUGUAUUUCUCGUCUAUCAGUUCACAAUUAUUAUUGUACGAUGCUAACAGCUGGGAUCUAAAGAAGUCGUACGGUUGCUACGAUGGUGUUCUAAGGGAUAUAUCCUGGAGUGAUGACAGCAAAUAUCUUUUGCAGGUAAAUUCCAAGGGGCUGGUGGAAAUAUUAAGUGCUGCUGACAAUGACGUACGCAGUCUGCAGCACAUACCUCUCCGUGAUACAUGGUCGGCCAGUUUCCACAGAGAUGGACACAGAAACAUUGCCAUUGGCACUAAAAAUGGCAAUGUUAUGAUCUGGGACACAAAGAACAAAACAAUUACAAAAACAUUCCCCACUCCUGUUCAACAAUCCAGUGUUAACUAUUUAAGUUACAAUGCAAAGAACACCAGCCUAGCUGCUGCCAUGCAAAAUGGAGAAACAGUCAUUUAUGGCCUCGUUUCAAACAUACCAGUCUUGACAGUGAAACUAUCUUGUUCUAGAAGUAUAUCAGCUAUGAAAUUCCAUCAUGAAUCCAGAGCUCUCCUUGGAUUAGCCACUGAUGAGGGACACAUAGUUCUACGAGAUAUAACAACAAAUAAAGACAAAGUAUUUUUCGAAAAUGUUCAUGCUUCACCUGUCAGUGAUUUCUCUUUUUCUCUUAUUAACAAAGAUGUUUUAUUAUCCAGUGGAUAUGAUAAAGUAAUGCAUGUUUAUGAUGUAAGAUUGCAAAAUGUUGUAUCUACAAUUCGCACUCCAUACACUUUAACAUCAUUAGCAAUAAAUAUAGAAAAUCAGGUAGCUCUUGGAACUAAAAAUGGUCUAGUUAUGAUUUAUGAUUUGAGAGACUUGUCAGAUCCUUUUAAGGUUUUGAAAGGACAUGAUGAAGAGGUUCGUAAAGUUGCAUUCCAGCCAAGUAAAAAGAAGAUGCUGACGCCAGCUGACAUUAGCCUUCAAGAAGAUACAGAAACAUUGUCACCACUUAAAAUCAAUUCUCCAAUCCGCGGCAGAACUUCUGACAUGUUCUUUGUUAACGAUACACCGCCUAAAAAUCUUGAGGUAUCAGUUCAAGGAGAUGCUAAGGCAGACUCUUUCCUUGUUAUGAUGGGACUUGAUAAGUCCAAUAUAGAAUUUGAUGAUGAUGGAAAUAAUAAGUCUGCUGAUCCUGAGAGAAAAAGUGAUAGAAAUGAGUUAAGAUAUCGUCAAUUAGAUGCUGAGAAGAACAUCAGUAAAAUAUCAACACCACUCAACAGCAGAACAGCGGAGAACCUUGGCUUCCCGUCUCCUAUAGGAAUCACUAAUGGUAUUCCAGAUGACGGUCGAGGUUCACAGUUCAAUUUGUCUAAUAUCAAACAAGCAAAUUCUAAUGUGAAUGUUGCAAAUAUGGAUACAAAUGCUUUAGAAGAAAUGAAAGAUUUUGUGAAGUUGACACUUGCAGAUGUUGCCGAUGAUAAUAGGAAUUAUUUCCUUCACAUCAUGAUGGCUCUUACUAAACAGAAGUUGUUUUUGGAAAAACAGUUGGUAGGCAUGAACGAGCAGAUACAGCACCUGGUCCAGAACCAGAAUGCUCUGGUCGAGAUCAACAGGAAGUUGGCUUUGGAGAUUGAUCAGCUAAAGAUUCAAAGGCAUCCAUUUUAAUUUUUCUUUAAUUGUUGAGCGAAAGCCAAAAAUUAAAAAGUGAAGUGAAGACAGUUGAAAUAGAAUCUCAAAGUAUUAAUUUAUAUCAAUGACUACUCACAAGAAAUAAAAUUCUAAUUAACAUCAUUAGCAAUAAAAUAUUCAAUGAAGUAAUAAAUUAUUUUGAAUAUUAAUAUUAGUAAGAUGGGAAUUACCCAUCCAUAAGGCGCUUUCAGAUUCCUUAACAUAUUUUGUCUUCAUCAAUACACUAAGUAUUGAUGAAGACAAAAUAUGAUGAAGAUAAACUAUCAUCACAAAAUGAAUUACUAUAAAGAAAAAAGUUGUAUUUGAUCUUCUUUUUAGAAAAUAUCAUGUUAAAAUAAGUUUUUCCCUCGAAGGGAUUAUGUGCCAUUGAAGCCCCAAUGAAACCAUUAGACAAUAAAAAAAUCGAAAGUAUAUAUUGUUGAUCUCCUGCUACUUAUGGUUAUUUAAGACCGAAUUUAAUUUGUUGUGUCAUAAUGUAUGUGUAAAUGCAAUAAAGAUUCACUAACUAGAAAAA
Plodia interpunctella (Indianmeal moth) is the source of this 2362-nucleotide messenger RNA. It is a transcript of the gene Grip71, whose product is annotated as Grip71. The transcript has 2 exons. NCBI's taxonomy places the organism in Eukaryota, Metazoa, Arthropoda, Insecta, Lepidoptera, Pyralidae. Gene Ontology annotation, molecular function: gamma-tubulin binding. Gene Ontology annotation, biological process: microtubule nucleation; mitotic cell cycle. Gene Ontology annotation, cellular component: centriole; ciliary basal body; pericentriolar material. Bases 214 to 1824 code for a protein of 536 amino acids. The record is from RefSeq and is a predicted model, not a curated record.